Messenger RNA from Ornithodoros turicata, 1413 nucleotides. RefSeq lists its product as uncharacterized. NCBI's taxonomy places the organism in Eukaryota, Metazoa, Arthropoda, Arachnida, Ixodida, Argasidae. The transcript has 8 exons. Bases 129 to 1052 code for a protein of 307 amino acids. Gene Ontology annotation, molecular function: S-adenosylmethionine-dependent methyltransferase activity. The record is from RefSeq and is a predicted model, not a curated record.
AACGAAAGUUGCAGAAGACGCGUUUAAAUAUUUGUAUUUAGUGAAUCUUGUGCGCGUUGGAGACUGUUCUCUGCCCGUGGUACAAUUCCAGCUCUACGCGAGUUUCCUGACCACAGACAGACGUGAAAAUGGAUUUGGAAGAAGCUCAGACGAAAUUCAGCGACCUGUUGGGUGAAAUUCAUCCAGGCUCCGUGGCCGAGUUCCUCCUUUGGAUACAACAUCGCCAUUUUGUUGCAACUUGCAGUGGACAUCAAGUAGCAGAAGCCGUGCACAAGCUCAACCAGAUUGCUCAGUUUGUAAGAAAACUUGUACCAGAGGAUGCCGUGCUUAAAUCCGAAAAUAUACUGUGGCCAACCCAGGGAGAGAAUGCGGACUGCCAUCCUGAAACUACCGUCCACGUGGAUGCUUUCCUUUACGACGACGACGACAUCGACGAUCUCGUUGAGCAGGGAAAGCUGCACCGGUCCUAUUGCGGAGCUUGCGGGUCACGUGACAUUGUUCCCCUCACCUUCAUUUCGCACUCAGCAUCACGGAACAGAGUUGAGUUUGUCUUCCGUCAGCUUGUGCCGUAUCUGAAAGACAAGUCAGUCCUGGACGUCGGGUCUCGAUUAGGUGCCUUCCUAUAUGCCGCCCACGCUUUCACGCCCGCGGACCCCAUCGUGGGCGUCGAGGUAAACGCCGACUUCUGCGCGCUGCAGGAGAAAGUGAUCCGGGAGUGGAACAUGGAGGACCGCGUCCGAGUUGUCAAUGCAGAUGUGCGCGAAAUACCCGAAGUGGUCGCCGCUUCGGACGUGGUCAUCCUGAACAACGUGUUCGACUUCUUCGCGAGCCAGGAGGAGCAGGUGGUGUUGUGGCAGUAUCUCAAGCAGCACAUCAAGCGUGGAGCAGUGUUGGUGACAGCACCCAGUCUGCACAAGUCCCUGGAACAUCUUAACACUGGCAUUGUUGUCGAAGAGUGGGUUCAAGAGAGGUAUGUGACCGACCCCUUGGCAUACAGCUUCAUGAAGGAUCACGAGGAACUCUCGGACAUAUGUGCCUACGAUGUGCUUUAAAGGAUCCUCCCCUUUCAUUUGUCUUUGGUUAUAUCAGUGAAGCAGUCUCUGACUGCAAUUCAUCCGAUAAUUAUGACUUUUCUUACGAACGGGCCUUUCAAAAGUUUGCUGAGGAAAAGAAGGCCCGGCAUUCUUCUUCUUUUUCCCAAAAUUCACUCGCUCCUGGCUCAAUCCGGCAAUAUUCUUCGAACAUUCACAUUGAAGCAAUUGAUUAUGUAACAUCUGGAAAAGUGUGUCCGUGUUUUGUGCGGAGUUUCAGUUAUGCUUGUAUAACCAGGGACACAUGUUCCAGGACCUUAUCUCAUGGCCCGUUACAGCUCGCUGUGGUUAACCGAAGAAUACGUGUUAAUUCAACCUGCUA